Messenger RNA from Chlorocebus sabaeus (green monkey), 2546 nucleotides. NCBI's taxonomy places the organism in Eukaryota, Metazoa, Chordata, Mammalia, Primates, Cercopithecidae. The record is from RefSeq and is a predicted model, not a curated record.
AACCGACCGGCUGACCCGCAUGUCGUAGGUCUACUUCCGGCGGCCGCAGCACGCGGCCCCCGGGAUUGGCCGAGCCAGGCGGCAGUGGGCGGGACCGUCGCGUGUUCCCAGUCGCUAUCGCGGUCGCGUCGGAGCUUGCAGGUCAGAUCCGUCGUAAAUGCGCCGGGUGCUGCUGGGCUUGGCCUGAGAGUAACAGCCCCUAAAGGUCACUUCCUUUAGAGCGUCGCGUGUGGGUCUCUGCGCCCUGGAGUCGCUUUGCCUCAGCUACCUCGCCGACUUCCGAGGGGCAACAGCACAGCCCACAACCCUCACAGCACAGAGUCAGCCUCAAGUGGAGUUUCAAGAACAUGGAUCUAGUGAUGUGGGGGAGUCUUCACCCAGGCCUGGCAGUGUGGGUCCAGAGAGCAGACGGAGCCGAGUUAUGCGUCCCUAUGCCAGCACCAUGCACCAGACACCCAGUCACAGACGCACCUCUGUGUUCAUUGUGUGUGUGUGUUUGUGUCUGUACUCUGGACAGAACAUACUUCACAGCGUAUUUGGAUUGAUGAACAAUUUCUAAAUAUUUGGACACAUGAGCUGUUACAGAGCGGUGAUGGGAAUUUCCUACGAGACCCCGCCCCCGGCUGAGUCACUCCCCGUGUUUGACCUGAAGUCCUCCCCCUCCCGAGCUGCAGAAGCCUGAAGACCAAGGAGUGGAAAGUUCUCCAGCAGCCCUGAGAUCGCAAGAGUGACAUUUGUGAGACCAGCUAAUUUGAUUAAAAUUCUCUCGGAAUCAGCUUUGCUAGUAUCAUACCUGUACCAGAUUUCAUCAUGGGAAACAGCUGUUACAACAUAGUAGCCACUCUGUUGCUGGUCCUGAACUUUGAGAGGACAAAAUCAUUGCAGGAUCUGUGUAGUAACUGCCCAGCUGGUACAUUCUGUGAUAAUAGCAGGAAUCAGAUUUGCAGUCCCUGUCCUCCAAAUAGUUUCUCCAGCGCAGGUGGACAAAGGACCUGUGACAUAUGCAGGCAGUGUAAAGGUGUUUUCAAGACCAGGAAGGAGUGUUCCUCCACCAGCAAUGCAGAGUGUGACUGCAUUUCAGGAUAUCACUGCCUGGGGGCAGAAUGCAGCAUGUGUGAACAGGAUUGUAAACAAGGUCAAGAACUGACAAAAAAAGGUUGUAAAGACUGUUGCUUUGGGACAUUUAAUGACCAGAAACGUGGCGUCUGUCGACCCUGGACAAACUGUUCUUUGGAUGGAAAGUCUGUGCUUGUGAAUGGGACGAAGGAGAGGGACGUGGUCUGUGGACCAUCUCCAGCCGACCUCUCUCCAGGAACAUCCUCUGCGACCCCGCCUGCCCCUGCAAGAGAGCCAGGACACUCUCCGCAGAUCAUCUUCUUUCUUGCGCUGACUUCGACUGUGGUACUCUUCCUGCUGUUCUUCCUCGUGCUCCGUUUCUCUGUUGUUAAACAGGGCAGAAAGAAACUCCUGUAUAUAUUCAAACAACCAUUUAUGAGACCAGUACAAACCACUCAAGAGGAAGAUGGAUGUAGCUGUCGAUUUCCAGAAGAAGAAGAAGGAGGAUGUGAACUGUGAAAUGGAAGUCGAUAGGGCUGUUGGGACUUCCUUGAAAAGAAGCAAGAAGAUAUGAGUCAUCCCGCUAUCACAGCUUUCAAAAUCAAGAGCACUAUCCUACAAAUACCCAGGAUUCCCCCAACACAUGUUCUUUCCUCAGUGCCAAUGAGUUGGCCUUUAAAAACACACCACUUCCUUUUUUUUUUUUUUUUUUUUUUUGGACAGGGUCUCACUCUGUCACCCAGGCCGGAGUGCAGUGGCACCAUCACGGCUCUCUGCAGCCUUGACCUGCGGGAGCUCACGUGAUCCUCCUGCCUCAGUCUCCUGAGUAGCUGGAACCAUAAGGAAGAACCACCACACCUGACUAACUGUUCUGUUUUUCGUUUUGGUAGAGAAGGCAUUUCGUCAUGUUGUCCAGGCUGGUUUCAUACUCCUAGGCUCACUUAGGCCUCCCAAAGUGCUGGGAUUACGGACAUGAGCUUUCAUGCCCGGGCAAAAUAAUGCACCACUUUUAACAGAACAGAUAGAUGGGGCCAGAGCUGAUGAUAAAAAAGCAUUUUCUAGAUACCACUUAACAGGCUUGAGCUAGUUUUUUUGAAAUCCAAAAGAAAAUUAUAGUUUAAAUUCAAUUAUGUAGGCCAGUGGUCCAACUACAAUGAUAAUCAAAAUCAGUGCAGGUUUGUGUUUUGGUGCUAAUAUGACAUAUGACAGUAAGCCACAAGGUGCAGUAAGUACCCCAACUAAACUUCCCAUUGCUUCUGUCAUGUAACAUGACAUGCUCCACCAUCAGGGGAGUAUGAGGAGACUGCCUGAAUUUGGGGUCAAGGGCAAAAAACCUCAGGCCUGUAGGAAGUUUUGGAAAGGGUUCAAGUGUCUGCAUAUCCUGUACACUUUCUGCCUUUGUCCUGCUCCCUUUUAAGCCAGGUUAUAUUCUAAAAAUUCUUAACUUUUAACAAAAUAUUUUAUAUAAAAGCCAAUAAAUGAACCACAUA